AUGAUGAAUGCGGUGCUCGCCCAUUGGCUUGCACCAGUGAAGUUGGGUGGAGCUUUUCACGUGGGAGUGGAGGUCGGCGGCCUGGAGUGGUCCUAUGGCCGCACCUUCCGAGACUCACGGCCUGGGGUGGUCGGGAUGCCUCCACGAAAGGAUCCCAACCACAGCUUCCGGCAGACGGUUCAUCUGGGAUAUACGGAGAUGUCCUUGGAGUCCGUGAACCUGCUAAUCAGUGUGAUGAUCGAGGACUAUCCUGGACGCUCCUAUGAUGUUCUCAGGUGCGGCCUAGCCAGUGAACUGCUCUUCCAAGUUGAGUUUCGGCCAACAAUAGUGGGGUCGCGGGUAUUCGCGUAUCCAGUCCUUUUGAAGGUAAUGCGUGAGCAUGCACAGACCCAAAGAACAGAUGAGAAACGUUCGGAAAGAGAUGAACAGAUCCGACCAAUUGAUGGGAGUGAGUUUUGUCGAGGGUUUUCAUACUCUCUUAGCUUUCUCACACCUCGUGACCGCCAUGCUGGCUCAAAGCGAAGAAGAACGAGCUUCAACGCGUUCCCUUGGCUUCAUCGCUCAGUCGCUGGAUUCAGUUCCAUGGCUGCCUCUGAAGAGAGGAUCCUCUUGACGGCCACCAUCCUCGAUGAGGAGUCGUUGACGGAAGAGAACCAACAAGGCAAAUCCAACAAGUGGCUCGUGCGUGGUGUCUCUGCGGUGCUGGUUUUUGCGGCUGUGGCAGCGCUGGUCCUUUUGAAGUUCACACCUCCCGCUGCCUCCCAUGUCCUCCACCCGCAGGCGUUUGGCUGGGAUCCAGUCGUGUGCAGCGGGAACGAUGCACCAAUGUCCAGAAGACUGGAAGAAUCCUUCCCAAAUCAUGGGCUACCACUGUCUUCAUAA
This is a messenger RNA of Durusdinium trenchii, 882 nucleotides long. NCBI's taxonomy places the organism in Eukaryota, Dinophyceae, Suessiales, Symbiodiniaceae. The record is from the annotation of a GenBank genome assembly.